Dissoconium aciculare CBS 342.82 is the source of this 2028-nucleotide messenger RNA. RefSeq lists its product as uncharacterized. The transcript has 3 exons. Gene Ontology annotation, cellular component: nucleus. The annotation marks the transcript as partial. Lineage: Eukaryota; Fungi; Ascomycota; Dothideomycetes; Mycosphaerellales; Dissoconiaceae. Gene Ontology annotation, molecular function: transcription cis-regulatory region binding; zinc ion binding; DNA-binding transcription factor activity, RNA polymerase II-specific. Gene Ontology annotation, biological process: positive regulation of transcription by RNA polymerase II. The record is from RefSeq and is a predicted model, not a curated record.
CGAAGGGGUCGCAAGACAACCGGUCCUCAGGAUGACUGCUACGAUUGCAAACGAGACAAGGUCAAGUGCGACCGCUCACGUCCAUAUUGCUCUCAAUGUCUUUCACGCGGCUUUGCGAAGUGUAGCGGGUAUGCAAAGACGGACUUCCAAUGGGGUCAGGGCGUCGCAAGCCGUGGUCGUUUACGCGGUCGGUCGAUCCCCGUCAAGGAUGUUGAAGAGCAGCUUUGCGAACCCAUCGUCAAGGCAGAGCCUUCGUCGAAUUCAAGAGCCCCUUCCAUCAGUACGAUCGAUCUUCAUCAGCAGUGCUCAACAACCGACGCCAUCGAUCAGAAGUACUCGCCGACCUCGUUCAGUAUUCUUGGCUAUGAGCUCCCGUCGCCUCCGGGCCCAUUGGCCCAGAUCUACCAGGAGUGGCGCGGUCAUAGUUAUCCGAGGCAGCAACGGUUGCAGUCGAUAGACGAGAUUCCGACCACAAGCCUGUCGUCUUCGACAACGAUCAACAACACGAGGACGCGAUACGACGACGACGAUACCAGAUCUCCACACCAGACAGUGGUGGACAUCUAUGAGUCGCGUUUCAGCAGCCCGUUCUACCAGGUCGACCGUAAGCUCCGUUCUCUGAUGCACUUUUAUGAGCAGAACGUCUGCCCGUGGAUCGUGGCAUUUGAUGGGCCGGACAACCCGUACCGAAAACACAUCAUGGUGUUAGCCACGACAAGCCAGGCCUUGCAACAUGCCAUCGCCGCCCUGGCCGAGAACAACCACUUGAAACGCACUCACAGGCCCAGCGGAUUUAUCGAGGAUGCUGAGGAUCCAUCCAAGAGUCGUGUUCAGGUUCGACGGCAGAGUCAGCUGGAUGAAGGUCAAUCGCUUAAGAAGCGUGCCUGCCAUCUUUUGAACAAACAGCUAGAGGCCCCAGACGCUGCGCAAGAUGACUCCGUUCUUGCGACGAUCCUGGUGCUCUGCUUACUCUCCGUGUGUGACACUGGCGUCAGUAGGAUGACCUCACAACUGGAAGGCGUGCAAAAGAUUCUGCAGCGGAGGAACCCGACUUCUCAACAAUCCGACUUCUUGAAGUGGGUACAGAUGUUUUUCAUUUGGUUCGAUGUCAUGACCAGCGCGGUCAACGAGCGCGAGACACGCAUCACCGGCCACGGACUGGAUUGGCAAGAUCUACGGACGGACAUGGGUGCUAUGGAAGAGCUCUCUGGCUGUGACGGAAGAUUGUUCAAGGUCAUCGCAAAGCUUGGCCGGUUGGACCUUCUAGCCCAGGGGAAGCCUGUCCGAGCCGUACGGAACGAUAUGCCGGCGUCAUCGGGUCCAAGAGAUAGCUUGGGCGCGGACGCUUCAUUCGUGUCGGACAUCGACCACGACUGGCCAUUCCCGAGCCUGGAUCAAAUUUUGUCUGGACACGACUCCGAACCACGCUUUCCCGACGACCGAGUCGCUUUCUGGCAGGAAUGGCACGAUGUGCGCUUCGCACUGGAGACUUGGACGCCAUCCGCCAAGCCCUCGCCGACCCACGAGACCCCCGAACAGAGAUCGAGUCGCAUCGACAUGGAGCACAUCAACCAAAGCUUCCGCUACGCGUGCUUUCUGUUCACCGAGCGCCUGGCGGAUCCAUUUACCCCAAGCUCGGCCCCACGCUUCCAGCGGCACGUCAUGCAGGGCAUGCAGCACAUCCGCGAGAUCCCCGUGGACAGCUGCGUGACGAAGUUCCUGCUCUGGCCGCUCUUCAUCCUGGGCACCGAGUGCGCGGUCGAGUCCCACCGCGACCUGAUCCGCGCCCGCUGCGUCGCCAUCCACCGCGAGAGCGCCUUCGAGAACAACCUCUCGGGCCUGGGGAUGCUGAAGCGCAUCUGGGCGGAGAUCUCGCCGGGGGGCUUCGGAGCUCCGGGGGCGGACGAGGUGGAGACCGCCGGCCGCUACCACGACUACGAGGAGAGCCGCAAGGGGAGAUUGUACGGCCGGCCGCUCCGAUGGCGGAGAUUCAUGAUGCAGAUCGACGGGGAGUAUAUCGUCCUUUGA